AUAUUAGUGAUAUAUAUAAUUCAAUCUACGGUUCCGAAUAAAUUGUAGAGGGCUUAGAAUUAUGCGCAUUUAACGGGAAUUUGUAAUGCCAGCCAGUUGUGUGCGAAAACGAAUGCAGGCUGUAAAAAAACAAAAAUGCGCGGCGUAUUUCUUGGCAAUGAAAUUAAUUGCGCUUUGACGCAAUUGAAACUUAAAAGUAUACGAAACGUGAAGUGUGCGUGCGUUUCUCAAAUGUGCAACGGCAACGUGUGUAAAAUAUGAAGUGAAUUAGCGUGAAAACUGCUGCUGCCCAAAAGAGAGUAAAUACAAAUUUGUACUUCAAUACAGAUAAACAUAUAGACACAUAAAUGCAUGCGUACAUGCGAUACAUAUACACACACAUAUGUACAUACAGACGUGCCAGCAGCAAUACUAAAUCAAACGCGUCCUAAACACGAAGGCAUCGGAGGUAAAUCGUGUUCGUUUGUUAUCCUUGGGAUUGCCUAAACUAGCUGCCGCCUCGUGUGAGAUCCUUUUAUUGUUAUUGUAGGGCGUCCUUGAAGUAGGACUGCCGACUGCGAGCUCGCUGCUGUUUUGUUUUCGAGCAAGUGUCUGUGUGUGAGUGUGCGAAAAGUGAAAAGGUGUGUGCGUAGCUGAAAGUAAAAAAGCAGUGCAAAAAUGCCGCCAGCCUUAAUUGGCAUCUCGGAGUUUGUGGAGGAGACGCGCGAUGACUACAACUCGCCCACCACCUCCACUUUUGCAUCCCGCAUGCCUGAUUGCCGCCAGACAAUUAGCAUAUUGGAAGAGCGUCUUGAGUUUGAUCGCGAGGGGUUAACUAAGCUAAAGAAAGCUGUCAAGGCCAUACACAAUUCCGGAAAUACUCAUGUGGAUAACGAAAUGUUUAUGGUGCGCGCCAUGGAGCGCUUGGGCGGCAAGGUCAUUGAUCAGGAUGAGCCCGACAUUGGCGCUGCCUUUCUCAAAUUCUCCGUGGUCACCAAAGAGCUGAGUGCACUCAUGAAAACACUGAUGCAAAACAUCAACAACAUUGUCAUGUUUCCGGUGGACUCGAUGUUGAAGAGCGAACUGCGGGGCGUAAAGGGUGAUAUGAAGCGUCCCUUUGAUAAGGCGGCUAAAGACUAUGAGGCCAAGUUUAUCAAAAUUGAAAAGGAGAAAAAAGCGCAGGCCAAGGAGGCGGGCAUGGUGCGCACCGAGAUCGAUGCUGCUGUAGUGGCCGAUGAAAUGGAAAAAGAGCGUCGUCUCUAUCAGUUGCAGACCUGCGAGUAUCUGCUUAAAUACAAAGAGAUUAAAACAAAAACUGGCAUUGAGCUGCUCCAGCACCUUAUCGAGUAUUAUCAUGCGCUGAACAAUUAUUUCAAAGAUGGCUUGCAAACAAUUGAGCAUUUCGGCACGUAUAUUGGCGAUCUGAGCGACAAGCUGCAUGUGAUCAAGCAAAAGCAGGACGAGGACAGACGUAGCUUGCUGGACUUGCGAACAUUGCUGCGCAGCACGCCGGACUUUGAGCGCGUCGAGCAGUCGUCGACAGCAGAGAAUCGCAGUGGCAGCGGUGGUGCGGGUGCUGGUUACUCAUUGCAUCAGCUGCAGGGCGAUAAGCAUCAUGGCGUGACGCGGCAAGGACAUUUGCUGAAGAAAAGCGAGGGCAAGGUGCGACGCGUUUGGCAAAAGCGGCGCUGUCGCGUCACUAGCGAUGGCUUUCUCGACAUUUUCCAUGCGGAUGAAUCGAAGCCGCCGACGCGUGUCAAUCUGCUUACCUGCCAGAUCAAGCCCGUACCGGAUGACAAGCGCGGUUUUGAUCUAAUCAGCUAUAAUCGUCCGUACCACUUUCAAGCUGAGGAUGAGUCCGAUCAAAAAGCUUGGAUGGCUGUGCUGGUCAAUUGCAAGGAGAAGGCGCUAACCAAGGCCUUCCAGCAUGCCAAUCCACAAAUGAGUCCUAGCCUGGUGGAGCUGCAAAAAACGGUCAUACGCUAUGUCCAACUGCUGCCGGGCAAUGACAGAUGCUGCGAUUGCGGUUCACGCAACGAUGUCACCUGGAUCAGCCUCAACUUUGGCAUACUUGUCUGCAUACAAUGCUCCGGCGUGCAUCGCGAUCUCGGCGUGCAUCAUUCGCGCAUACAGAGCUUAACGCUGGACAAUCUAACCACGGCCAAUUUGCUAAUAGCACGCGCCAUGGGCAAUAGCACGUUAAAUGACAUUAUGGAAGCCAAGCUUGGCAGGGGCAAGCUAAGCCAUGAGAGCAGCAUGGAGGAACGCUAUGACUUUAUACGCGCCAAGUAUGUAGCCAAGCGCUAUGUGAUGCGCACCUGCGCCGAUGACAAUGAUCUGCGCUCGGAUCUGGAGCAAGCUAUAGUGAAUGCAGACAUUAGUCAACUGCUGCAGGUGUGGGCCGAAGGCGCCGAUCUAACCUGCUGCUUGCCCAGCUCGGAUGCGGGCGAAACAGCGCUGCAUCUGGCCGUGCUGCGUGAGGCAGGCGGCACACUGCAUAUCGUUGACUUUCUCAUACAGAAUAUGCCGCCCAAGGGCCUCAACAAGGCCACCAAUCCGCCCGGACUGCUGGAUGUCACCGGCAAGAACACGCCAUUGCAUCUGUGCGCCAUGCACGAUCGCCGUGAAUGCAUGAAGCUGCUGCUGCGCUGUGGCGCCGACUAUGAGCUUAAAAAUUCACAAAACAAAACAGCGCUGGAUAUAGCCAAAGAAUUGGGUCAUAAUGGCUGCAAGGAGCUGAUUGAAUGUGCCAUAAAGCGUGAGAAGAGCGCCUUUGAUCACAUAAACACCGAUUGGAAUCUGCCCAACGAGGAUGGCUCUACGGAUUUCAGCGAUGAUGACACAGUUAUUGACGAACGCAAAUCUCGUUCACGUCCGCCUAGUUUCGCUGGCGGCGAUUCGCCGGUGCUGCGCUCACGCUCCUCUACUUGCGACUCCAUACAGUCCAGUUCUAGUCCCAUUGCCAACUGUCCAAGCCGUCAGUUCACGCUGCCCGCUUACACACAAUCCGCGGGCACUUCGCCAAAGCAGCACUCCAAUGUGGGCCAAUACCUAGGCGUGGUCAGCGGUGGCAGCAGCAGCAAUAACGGUGGUGCCUCUAGUCCCAGCUCGACGUGUAGUCAAAAUAUGCGCGCGGCUCGCAACAGCCUUAAUAUGCAGAGCGAGCUGGCGCAUGUGACGGGCGCCCGAAAAUCCACGUCCACAGCGAAUAUGAACUCGCUGAAGAAGCGAACAGCGCCAGCGCCGCCGCCUGGCACUUUCAGCAAUGCCCAAGGCAGCAUCUUCUAUGGCACACUUCCGCAUCCGCCCAGGCAUUCGCAGCACAUGGAUGGCAACGAUGUGCGUGCGAUUAAUCACAAGAAUCAGUCCAUGGAUGUUGCCUAUGGCACAUUGCCGCAUAUGCGCAGCGUGGAGAGCUCACCGCGCAUCACAGGCGGCACUGCCACAGGCAAUGGCAGCAAUAACAGCCUAAUACCGGGCUUAGGAUUUGGUCACAAGCGUUCACCUAGCGGUGAGUCCUUGAACCGUCACCUAGCGGGUGCUAAGCUAGUGCUGCCGCCCACGGAUGAGCUGCCGCAGCUAAAGCAUGUAGACAAAUCAGCAUUGAUGCGACCCAAAAUACCGCCUCCUGGUCCGCCAGCAGAGCGUGACAUACCCAAUGGUCAGUCGAAUGAGAGCAUUAGCUCUAUGGAUGAAGGACCCAUUGCACCGCCACGCAAGCGCAAGCAACAAAACAUGUUGAGAGUAGAGCAUUCCAGCGAGGAAACGCUCAUCAAUCAGUCUGCUAACUUUACGGACUACGAGUCCUGGCACACAGAUAUGGACUCCUCUGGCGGUGGGCUGGAUCACUCUGCCGAGUCGAAUGUUUCCUCUAGCGAUAAUGACAGACUUAACUCAUCGCCAGACAAUCAAGGCAAAACGCCAAGUGGUGUUGGCUCCGUUAACAAGCUGCACUACAAUGGCCAGCGACGCUGUCGAGCAUUGUACGACUGUGUGGCGGAUAACGAUGAUGAGCUGGAAUUUAAGGAGGGGGAAAUACUCAUAGUGCUAAAUGAGCGCACCGACGAUGAGAAUUGGAUGGAGGGUAUUAUCGAGGGUCAUCCGGCGAGGCGUGGCAUGUUUCCCGUUAGUUUUGUGCAUAUGCUGCCCGACUAAAUGGUGCCCCACACAUGUGUGUGUGUGUGUUUGUGUGUGCUCCCAGCUAUAUAUGUAUUUCUGGCGUGUGUGUAUGUGUGUAAA
Molecule: messenger RNA, 4218 nt
Organism: Drosophila busckii
Lineage: Eukaryota; Metazoa; Arthropoda; Insecta; Diptera; Drosophilidae
Gene: Asap
Product: arfGAP with SH3 domain, ANK repeat and PH domain-containing protein
Exons: 13
Coding region: 658-4134 (1158 amino acids)
Biological process (GO): positive regulation of GTPase activity
Cellular component (GO): cytoplasm
Molecular function (GO): GTPase activator activity; protein binding
Source: RefSeq, a predicted model, not a curated record